AGUGGAGAAAGUCGAGAAGGAGGCGCGGGGGGAGGGAGGAUGGCACCCACUGCCCACUGCCUGGGAAAGGGAUAGAGACAGCUGGACCGUGGCAACUUUCAGCCUCUCCCCUUUCUCCUCCUUCCCUUCCCAAGCGCUCCUUAUCUUCCCAUCCCACUGCCUUGGUUGCAAACGGGACCUCCGCUGCCUAAAGGGACGGAGAGGAAGGCUGCGCGCCUUUCCUCCAUCCUCUUUACUCUGGGUUGCAGCGGGGGAUCAAGGCCAUGCAGGUGUCGCUCUCCAGGAAGUCUACUGACGGAAAUCUUUCGGAAACAUUUCUCUAUAAGAGAGCAGGACAAAGAAAUCCUUUCCCUUGGUUGUUGUAGGUUUUCUCGGGCUGUAUGGCCAUCUUCCAGAAGCACUCUCUCCUGACGUUUCGCCUGCAUCUGUGGCAAGCAUCCUCAGAGUUUGUGAGGUCUGUUGGAAACUAGGAAAACUGGGUUUAUAUAUCUGUGGAAGGUCCUUUCCCUUACUUUUUCUCUCGAUGCAACUUGCUGCAGCGCCGAGGUUUGGAAUCCAGCGCCUGGGAAGAAGAGAGCGCCUUCUGUGCAAAGGAAACUUCUGACGGAUCUGGUGCUAAAAAACUGGAAGCUGAAACAGAGGGGAGAAGAGAGAGACUGGCUACCAGCUUCAUCAUGGACUUUUUCUCAGCAAGUACAGUUGGGCUGGGCCUUGCAAAGUUGAUCAUGACAGAUUGAUGGCUUGAGUUUUGGCAGACUGUUUACCCUUCAGGGUUUAGUGUAUAUAUAGAUAUAGAUAUAUAUCCCAUUACACAAGAAUAAGUUGAAACUGGGAGACAUUGAGGAAGGACCAGUGCAAUUUCAGCUCUCUGCUCUCCUCCUUUUCCAUGCCCAUGUGAAUGUGCAGAGCUGGCAAGUUUGGUAGAUAACUCAAGAGCCUUGGGAUUUUCUUGCCAUGGCUUCAGCGGAUGGGCUGCAGUAUCGAGCUCUCUAUGAAUAUAAGAAGCAUCGGGAAGAAGACCUGGCUCUCUGUCCAGGAGAUUUGCUGACAGUCAACAAAGCUGGGUUUAUGUGUGUGGACUACAAAGAAGGUGAAGAGAGGAACCCCAAAGGCUGGCUGAAUGGCUUUAAUGAACGUACCAAGGAGCAAGGAGAUUUCCCAGGCACCUAUGUAGAAUACCUGGGCCCCGUGAGGAUCAUGGCCCCUACCCCAAAGCUCCGGCCCCUGCCUCCAACACCUUCCAAACACCUGAGGGGGUCCACUGGGCAGAAGGAGCUUGUCGAUCAGAUAAAUAUCCCAGAACAAGCACCACUGGUUGUCAUGAGGCUUGUGGACGCUUUAGAGAAAGAAGGCUUAGAUAAUGAAGCUCUUUACCAAGCCCCUCCUGGAUCUUUCUGGGAUCCUCAAAUAAAACAGUCUCUUCUGACAGACAUGGCAUCAGUUGAAUUGGACUCAUUUGAUGGGCAGACAUUAGCUGCAAUGCUUAGGUGCUAUCUGAAGGAACUCCCUUGCCCUGUGAUCCACCCAGCAAUAUAUAGUGAAUUGCUCUUCAUAGUUCAAGAAACACAGACUCUGGAAGAACGUGGUCAACAAGUAAAGAUGGUGCUGGAAUCUUCCUGCCUUCCUCAGUGGAACAGACUCCUUUUGCAACAUCUGACCAGGCAUUUCUGUAAAGUGUGCCAGAACAACACCAAGAGUCACCUUACACCUAGGUUACUUGGAGAAGUCUUUUGUGACGUGCUUUUUAAACCGUCCUUAUCAAGCAUGGAGAUGAAUCCUGAGCACCAUGUGAAGAUUAUCGAAGCUCUCAUUGUAGCUGGUGGAGUGUCUGAGGCCCAGCCAGCACCAGCUCUUCCUCCAAAGCCCUCCAAACCAAUAACUCCAGUUAAUACAAAUGGACUAAAAGAGAAUUGCAUCUUAUCACUACAGGAUGCAGAAUGGUACUGGGGAGACAUCUCAAGGGAAGAAGUGAAUGACAAACUACGAGACAUGCCAGAUGGAACUUUCCUGGUUCGAGAUGCAUCAACAAAGAAACAAGGAGACUAUACGUUGACACUAAGGAAAGGUGGCAACAAUAAAUUAAUAAAAAUUUACCAUCGAGAUGGAAAAUAUGGUUUUUCUGAUCCAUUGACAUUUAAUUCUGUUGUGGAGCUAAUUAACCACUAUCACCAUGAGUCUCUUGCCCAAUAUAAUCCUAAACUUGAUGUGAAGCUGAUGUACCCUAUAUCUAGAUACCAGCAGGAUCAGUUGGUAAAAGAAGAUAAUAUUGAUGCUGUAGGGAAAAAGCUUCAGGAGUACCACACUCAAUAUCAAGAGAAAAGCAAAGAAUAUGACAGAUUAUAUGAAGAAUACACCAGAACAUCACAGGAAAUUCAAAUGAAGCGAACAGCAAUAGAAGCAUUUAAUGAAACAAUUAAAAUAUUUGAAGAACAAUGUCACACCCAAGAGCAAUAUAGCAAGGAGUACAUUGAACGUUUUCGAAGAGAAGGGAAUGAAAAAGAAAUUGAAAGGAUUAUGAUGAAUUAUGAAAAAUUAAAAUCACGCCUGGGGGAGAUUCAUGACAGUAAGCUACGACUGGAACAGGAUUUGAAGAAGCAAGCCCUGGACAACCGGGAAAUUGACAAGAAAAUGAACAGUAUCAAACCUGAUCUUAUCCAGCUACGCAAAAUCAGAGAUCAGUACCUUGUUUGGCUUAAUCAUAAAGGAGUGAGGCAGAAACGAAUAAAUGAAUGGCUGGGAAUCAAAAAUGAAAACAUUGAUGAUACAUACUUUACAAAUGAAGAGGACGAAAACCUGCCACAUUAUGAUGAAAAGACCUGGUUUGUAGGUGAUCUCAAUCGUAUUCAAGCAGAAGAUUUGCUUUGUGGAAAACCUGAUGGGGCAUUUUUAAUUCGAGAAAGUAGCAAGAAAGGCUGUUAUGCUUGUUCUGUGGUAGCUGAUGGUGAAGUUAAACACUGUGUGAUUUACAGCACUCCUAGAGGUUAUGGAUUUGCAGAGCCCUACAACCUUUAUAGCACCCUCAAAGAAUUAGUCCUCCAUUACCAGCAUACCUCCCUUGUCCAACACAACGACUCCCUCAAUGUCCGGCUGGCGUAUCCUGUCUACGCACAGAUGUCCUCCCUCUGCAGAUAAAUUUCAGGAGGGUGAAAUAUAGGUGAAGUGUUGGUUAUCUUGGAUUUCUUUUCUACCGUUUUUACUAGAACCCAGAGGGCAUUCUUUCUCCUUAGACUGCUUGUUUUGCACAAGAAGUGAUUUGAUGAAUGUGAAUUGGAGACCUAGCAGCAACAAGAUAACAGCUUUGGGGUAGGUGCCCUGGUGCUACCUGAAGAUCGGAGGUGUUUUUAUAUAAGGAAACACUGUCUCUUGUUCUCCCUUUAAGGAACAAGGAAACUCUCAAAAUGCAUACAAAACAACAAGAAGCAAAACUGUGGAGAGAAGUAUUUUUGCCAGGUGCCAUCAGUGGAACUUCUACUUGGAUUUUGUUUUUCUGAGGUCUUGGUAAUUGUUGUUCAGUCUUAUUAUGCGCCAGGAAAUGGGGGAAAGUUCUGUGCAGCAGAAACUUUUCCUGUUAAUUUUAGCAGCCUUGCUGCAAGUCAGACAAACUUUUAAAAAUGAGGGCUCAUCUUGAUGUAGCAUGGUAUUUGAUGAGAGGAGACCAAAGGAAUUAUGGGGAGAGUUUCAGGUUCAUAUUUAAAAGGAAUAUCCUCAAAGAAAUGUUGCUUUAUAUUUUACCAACAAUAACAAAGUUUGGUUUCGACAGCACUACAGGUCUUCAAAUAAAAGAAACCAAACUGAACCCACCAAAACUUCUCUCAUUGCUGGAUUGAGCACUUACCAGAAAUAAAUUGCAUUUGCAAUCGCACACUUGCCAAAACUUGAAGAUAAAAAAAUGUAAAAGCUAAAACUUUCUUGUGUAGUUUUCAAAACUCUGACCUGUUGUAACUGCACCACUUUCCCCAUGUUACUUUGAAACUACAUUUUCUUUCUUCCCAGGAUGUCAGAUUUUGUUUUUAAAAACAUAUUAAGCUUUGGAAUGUAAACCAGAAUGAAGCUGGCUCUUGACAUGCUUAUGCUGAACAAUUAAUAUUCUGUUUGAAAACAUUUUGUUUUCUUUAAAAAAACUAAAAGUGCAAUGGAUUACUUCUCAGCGGCUUGCUAAACCAAAAAACAAACAAAAGCCCUACAACCGCAGAAAUUAAGUGCAGUCCACUUUAUUGAAACUGACUUCAAAACUAUACUUGUAACAUAUUUGGAUUGCAUGCUAAAUCAUUAAUUCCAAUGCACUGGUUGUCUACUUACCCUUAGAAUUCAUUGUUGGUUUACAAUGAGGCAGAAUAUUUGGGCAUUUGAGUUCUGUGAGACUAGUUGAGAUAUAAAGUGGUAGAAUUUAUCAGUAUGUAAACAGCUUUGCUUGGUCUUCAUUAGCCAUGUCAGAUUCAUCUGGACUAUAUGUAACAUCCAAUAAUGAAAUUAUAGCAGAGUGAGAACUGGAUCCAUUAGACUGUGAGAGGUAGAGCUGGUACAAUACUAUUUUGACUUUUUUUGUCACUACCCUUGUUGAAUCUUUGUUGUCAUUACUAAAGACGAUACUUGAGCUAGAAAACUUCCUUACACAAAAGGGAGGAAAUUAAGCAAAUUCAGCAUGAAAUCUUUCCUUUUUUUGUUUUCUCUGGUGUAAUAUUUGAAGUGCAUGCCAGGGAGUUGGGACAUGGAUCAUUUCUGGUUAACCGUACCUUCAGUGCCACCUUGAACCCCGAGACUGUUAGACUAAUGUUUACACAAAGCAGAAUGCACUAUAGAGGAACAUAGAAGUAUUAAGCAAAAUAUGGAAUUGCUGAACAGGAAAAAAUGAUGAAUCUUGAGCACUAAUCAGCAGUUGGAGGGGCCAAACUAGUUUGCUGGACAUGUCCCCAAAGCACUUCUGUUUUGCACUAAUCUUCCACCACUUAAGAUGAGCAGCUUACUGCAGAAGCGUCUUUUGAAUUGGAAUGGUGGAUAUCACACGACCCCAAAACGUCUUUUGGGAAAAGAUACUAAAUGAUGGCAUGUGCUGCCGCUUUCUACAGCCCCCUCUCCCCAUAACUAGAUCCCCCACUCCCUCCCCAUCCACCAGCAAUAUCUUUGUUUAUUUAAGUAUUGCUCUGGAUUUUACAGCAGGAAGACCUUCCAGGGACUGGACCAACUUGCACAUUUUAAUCUGAUAUCUGCACAUUACCUAGAUUUCCUUUCACACAAUUUAGCCUAAAAUUUAAUGGCCUUUUCUGCAGGAACAAUUGUAAGUUGUUCAACUUAACAUAUAGCCAGUGAAAUACUCAUUGGUAGCAUUAGGCAUCAUGACACAAUUCCCGCUGCUUCAGAUAACAUCAGUCUUUUUUGCCCAUAUAAACAAUUUGAACAGAAUUCUUAACGUAACUUAUACUGGUGUAGCCAGGACAUGUGCCAAAGGAACUUUUUUUUUUCUGAUGGUAUGUAAGGAUGUAUCCAGUACCUCCACACAUAACAAUUUUGACAGAUUGAGCAAUUGUCAGAGAGUGCCAAGGCACAGCUUGACCCUCCAGCUCCCUCCUGCCACCAUCAGCUGGAUUCCUUUGCCCACCUCCUUCGGCACUGGCCUCCCCUUUUGCCUUUGACAUCUGGGAACCUUGGUGUAAGUACACAAUGUGAACUUUAUGUUUUGCCAGCUUCAAAUAGGAUCUUGUCCUCUCAUUUCCUUUUUUGUUUUAAAUAUUAAUAAAUUAAUAAAUAAAUGCUUUCUUUAAACCUUUCAUUUACAUUUCCCAGCUAACUUUGUGUACACUUUUCUUUCAAAAGCUUCCUUCCUGUACUUUUUUUAAAAAUGAGCUUAUGCUGACAUACUUAGAUCAAUACAGCACACAAAUUAAAUUUAUAUACAGCUUCCUUUUGGUUCGCUUCUCUUUCCACUUGGUUUAGGUAAAAAGGUAACAGCUGUUGGUGUUAUCCAUCUGGUGUUCACAUGCUCCUGCUUGCCUCUUGUGUUAGACUUUUUUGGACAUACUUGGCAAGUGAAAAAUCAUUUUGAAGGCAACUGAAAUACUGGCAAGUUUUUUUUACUACCGUCCUCAUUCAGCUUUCUUCCUCUUUUCACUUUUAGCUGAUCUCAAGUGACUGCAUCAUAAUUUUCAUUGUUCAAAUCACCUUUUAUUGUUAUUGUCUUGCUAGUAUCAAUAACUAUAUUUGAAGCUAAAACAAAUGCAAAAGAGAAAACUGCAGAAAUUAAAUGGAUGAAUAUGUAGGGCCAAAGUACAAGAAAGCUCACUAUAUUCUCAAAGCCAACUGAGUUAGGCUUGUUUUGGUGGCAAAUGGUUGUAUUUUAUUUUUAAUACGAGAGCUGUGGAACAUAUUUAUCUAUGUGGCCCAUCUAGGUGAAUAUCCCCACCAGUGUUACUUGAUAAGUGGUUGUGUGGAGUAAGAGUGUCUUCUAAUAGUCAGUUUAUCUUAAGUGUAUUUUCAAGAACUGCAAGUUAUUCAGUACUUUUUCUUUCUCCAAGUGGAACACUGCUUCUCCUUUUGCAGUUGUUUUCCUUGUUGUGAUGCACAAUAUAUCCGCUAAGAAUGAAAAGUGAUUGAACUGCCAGUCCUUUUGCUGCCUAGUUUCUUUGCCAGUUUGUUCCAUAAGAACAAACACACACACACUUGAUGAAAUGUUCCUGGAAGAAUAGAUGCAGGAAGCAUACAGUAUUGUUUUCUCUAUUCCCAUUUUGCACAAAGCAGUACCUUAAACAAUUUAUUUAUUGGAAUAGGAAUGAAUCCAGCAUCCACGGGUUUCUUUCUAGCCUGCAAAUCAAAAAUUCCAUAUUACUUACAUAACCAGUUCCUGGUUAUGUAUGUGAGACUUCAUUGCUCAGCCCCCCCCCCCCCCCCCCCCCCCCCCCCCAAUUAUUGGUUCCUUGCACUGCAUCAGAAACCACAAGUUAAACCCCCUGAGUCUCGGAAAUAACCUGCCAAGCAGUUGGAGCUGCUGUGAGCAGGAUGCAAACGUUUUUAAAACCUUUCCACAGACAGAGCGCUGAUUGUGUAGACCUUAGGGUCCUGGCCUCAAACAAAAAGCAGUGAGGGCUCCAAAUAGUUUGUUUACCCCACAGCCCAUCUUCCAAAUCCAUUUUCAGCCCUAUCUUUCCAUAAAUUGGCAUGCACAAUCCCUCCAAACCCAGCACUUUUCACUUAACAACUGUUGGUGUUUCAGUAAGUUUAAGAAUAAAUGAAAACCACACCAAAUUAUUUUAUAUAUAACAGUCUAACACCAAGCUGUGGAAGCUCAGGAACUGGGAUAGGAGCUAAUUUUUUGCCUGUCUCAGCACAGGCAGACUAAGUCUGUAGAAGCAAAGAUUUAGACUUACUAGGUUUCUUAGACAUCUUUUUCUAAAAACAAUUGAAAUGUGGUCACAUGUCAUGCUAUAUUUAAGGGCUUGGGUGGUUUGGAUCUAAUUAUGCUGUUGUUUGCUUGCUGUGGAAAGCCUUGACAACAUUUACACUGACUUAAUGCUAUUUCUGUUCACGUAGCAAUUUUCCUGUUUUACGAUCACAUUUGCUAAUGUAGAAAAUCCUCUUUUUGGUACUUGAACAAUAUGUGAGUGCGUGCAUGUGGGUGUAUGUGUGGUGGUAGCAUUUUUGAUUCAUACUAAAACAGGGAAUACAAAUCUAAAGUGGUAGUGAAUAUUCUGUGGUGCGCGCAGACGAACACAGAAAAAAUUGAGACAAAAAGGGCAGAACUGGGCAAGCAUUUCAGUGUAUGUUCAAAGUUUGUUUCAUGUUCUUUGCUUUUGUUUUUAUUUUUUGUUUUUAUUCACUUUUUUUAAUUUGUUAACAUGAACCCCAAAAGAUCUGCUUUGUGGUUUGAGAAUUUUUUUAAAUAUUCCCAAAGUAAAGAUUUACAUUUAAUGUUGACUUGUCCUUUAAAGUAUUUGCAGCUGGAAGCAGUCAGACCUUUGGCUUUAGUAUCUUGAAACCUCCAGGAUUUAACCACAUUUUCAGAUAUGUUUCUUUUCUAAAACUCACCUCCCACCUCCCUAUUCCAAAAAUGAACUCUUUUAAAAUACCACCAUGUGAUAUGUUGAUAGGUAAAGUUACAUUUUUAAGGACUAUUUCUUCUUUUGUCAUUCUUACCCCCUUUAUUCAUUCUUACUCUCCUCACUUCCCAGCCUCAAAAGUGAGGAAAUUAAUUUCUUAUCUCAAUAGCAGCCCUAUUUCACCAAAGUCAGAACCAGUGUUGGAAAAUCCACCAAUUAUCCAGUUGAUAGAAGCUAUGUCUGUCCAUGGCAUCCACCUGCUGCUAUGCUAUUUAUUUGCUGUCCUAAUAUGUUUGUGCUAGUUUCACUUACUUGUAGCUACAGCCAUUGUGGCUGUCAAACUGGGCAUGGCUUCUACACAUUCCUCUCUCUGCCCAUGUUGCCCCCCCCCCCCAAUAUCCCACACUGAAGUCAAAAUCGAGAGGAAACUCUAAAAGCAACAGCAGGAACACCUUAAUAGUUUGGAAAAGGGAGGGGGGUCAAUUCCAUCCCUCCAUAUUAUGGUGUCUUAACUGAAGGAGCUCCAAAAACCUACAGUGUCUGCAGUAGAGCCCUUUCAUGUGAUGCAACAACUAAAGGGAAAAGCCAUUUAAUAUAUUUUCAUUCCAUUAAAUAGUUGGUGUCCAUGUAGUCACAAGCCACAGGGAGGAAUGCCGGGUGGUGGUACAUUAAUAACAUCUAUCAAUGGAUUCAGUUCUCUAGACACAUACCUGGUCACCGCAUAUCACGUAAACCCUAAAUCUCAGACAAUCCCCCUCUUGACUUUAUCACAAAGCAAAAUUUUGGGCCCAAAUUGUACGAGAAAGGGAAAUUACAGUCAUUUUUUAAAAAAGAAAAUAGGAAAAAAUGGUUUGACAAGUGUACUAAAAUCCAAAGGAUACAGGACUGCUGAAAGAUCAAAGUAAGUUCUUCUCUAUGUAAUGUUUUCAGUUCAAAGCAGUAAAAAGGUUUCAGUUAGAUUUAGGAAUCAGUUUUGUGAGAGGAAAUGCUUUUUUUCUUGCAUUAUACUCUUGACCCCUGCAGCACAUGCUAUUUACCUCGUAGAGGAGAACAGAUGCACAGUUGUGUGUUCUCUUGCUUCCUACUGCAGUAAAUACUGAUUCAGUGGUGUGAUUAAGAAUGGGAUGAAACUAGGAUAGAUGUUCCAGCAACUCCUCUCCAACCACCCUUUCUCUUGUAUAAUUUAGGGACCAUGCAAAUGCUUUGAACUAAAAACACUACAGGGGAGAUCUGAUCAUGGAGAAUCCAGUUUAUCUAAUUUGGUCCUGAGAGAAAAACUUUCCCUAUCAGAAUAUGUUUAGACUUGACUAUAAGAAAUAGUGAAAGUUCUGCAGAUCUGAUGUUCUGCUGGCAGAAAACUUCUCCAGGGAGGGAAUUCUUGGGAAUACCACAGAUCUGUUUCGUUCCAAAGGGUGCAUGAGGAUUGAGAUCAGUCUGUGACUUCUAAAAGAUACAAAGUUUUAAGCACUGGCAUAUGGGGCUGGCUCUGUAGAUUUUAAUGCAGAUUUUUUUCUACGAUUCACAACAUGCUUUGAUCUUAUCACAUCCCAAAUACAGAUGUCCUACUGACUUAGAACUUAGCUUGAAGAGCUCUAUGCAGUGAUUGAGACAGACACAUCUUUUGUGUUUGGUGGGACUCAGCAACUCACUAAUACAAUAAGUAUAACAUGUAGUGAUAAGUCUUGUUCUUUGAAGUCCAUUCUGUUUUUUCAUACUGCUUGAUAUCUUGCCUAUAUCCAUGAGAAGAUUGCACUUUCUCCAGUCUACAUCUCGGGCCACCUUUUUUAUUCUCCUAGGUAGGGUGCAGACAUUUGCUACACAAACUACUAUUUCGAGAUAUUUUUCAGGAGUCAACAUGCUCCUCUCCCUCUUCAUCAUAAGUCUGUUGGUUGCACCCUUAAAGAUGCCAGCCAGCUGUUCAAGUAAAUCUUUUAAAGUGCAGAGUGUUUGGUCUUUGAGUGACUGAUUGCAAAGACGUUUGACUUGGUCUAUUGAUAACUUUAUAAGUUUUGCCAGUUUACAGCACCAUGGGAUUGUACUGGUCUGCAACCAAUCGCUUCCCCCUGCCCCCUUUCUCGCUGUGUGUGUGUAUAUGUACUGUAUGUAUAUAGAUAUAUGGAAACUAAAUUCACAUACACAUGUCCUUAUAUGCAUUAGCCAUACGUGGCUCUAGCCCUCUGAAAGUCCCAUUUCACUAUUUGCACUUACUUUACUCACCCCAUGAUGGAAAGCUGGGAUCAUUCUUUAGUUGCCCCCCUCCCAACAUGGAGUCUAUCACUAAUUUUCUUGAUGUACUUUUUAUUUCUUUUUUUUUUUAGUGUUUUACUUAUUUGAUCCAAAUAAAACAUGAAAAUUUAUUCAAAGCAAAGUUGUUAACAUUUUAUAGAAGCUCCAUUUCUUUUGAGAUACAGUAACUGUUGCACAUUUUCAAAUUGGUGGAAGCCCCAUCUACAAUGAAUGUGCAAAGGAGAGCCGUAGCAUUAAUCACUGUGUAAGGCGAGUAUAAUGUUUGUAUCUCUGUAAGAAUGAGUGGGUAAACGUCCUCUUGUAUUGAGACAUGCCAGGACUGUGCGCUCCUUUGUACAUCCCGCACAUGAACAUUGCAUUCUUGAAAUCCAUUUUGGUUUUCCUUUUAAGGGAUGCUAUUUGUCAAAGAUUUGCUUCUCAUGAAGCAAUCGGGAUUGUUUUUGUUUUUGUUCUUUUUAAUAUGAAUUCCAGCAUGUAACUUUGGUAGUCUUGUUGGUAUGUAAAACCUGUUCUUCUGUCAUUUUAUGGUAUAGUCAACUUCAUGUAGUUUAACUUUUAAAGAGAAACUGCUUCAUGAAGAAAACAGUUGUAUGUUAGUCAUAUUGUAGUUUCUAGAUGAGUAAUGCAACAUUGUACUUGUCACCAAAUGUGCUAUGAUCUUACUGUAUGUUUCUAUUUUUUAAAUAGAUGGUUGAGCUUUGGAAUCCCAGACACUAAGCAUUCUGGCCUACUUUGCUUUAGAAUAAAAAUGCAAUAAAAGAUUGCAAUAAAGCACAUUUAAAUGUAAUGUUUUAGAAGGAUGUACUGACCGCUGUUUCUAAUAAAUUCAGAAAUACAGCCUAGCUGGUAUGAA
Anolis sagrei ordinatus is the source of this 11127-nucleotide messenger RNA. RefSeq names its product phosphoinositide-3-kinase regulatory subunit 3 (gene PIK3R3). Lineage: Eukaryota; Metazoa; Chordata; Lepidosauria; Squamata; Anolidae. Gene Ontology annotation, cellular component: phosphatidylinositol 3-kinase complex. Gene Ontology annotation, molecular function: 1-phosphatidylinositol-3-kinase regulator activity; protein binding. Gene Ontology annotation, biological process: phosphatidylinositol phosphate biosynthetic process; insulin receptor signaling pathway. The record is from RefSeq and is a predicted model, not a curated record.